CCUAAACGUCCACACUGGAAAUAAAUAGUGGUGAGAUUGGAACUGAGAUUAAGGGUAUGAAAGAGAUUCUGACAAUCAAUGAUAAACUCUCUACUAGUACUAAACAAGUGAUGGGCUCUCAUGCAGAUUCUUCUGAUGAAAACAAGGAGCGUGGAAAUUGGUCCAGGAAAUCAGAUUACUUGCUGUCUAUGAUUGGCUAUGCUGUAGGGUUGGGGAAUGUCUGGAGAUUUCCUUAUCUUGCAUACAAGAAUGGAGGAGGGGCAUUUCUCAUACCGUAUACAUUAAUGCUUGCAUUUGCUGGACUCCCCCUUUUCUUCCUGGAGUGUUCCAUGGGACAAUUUUCCAGUUUGGGACCAAUUUCAGUAUGGCGGGUCGUGCCAAUUUUACAAGGUGUCGGUAUCACUAUGGUCCUCAUAACAACAUUUGUGUCCAUUUACUACAAUGUUAUAAUUGCCUACAGUUUAUAUUACAUGUUUGCUUCCUUUCAAACGGUGUUACCCUGGUCCGAUUGCUUUAGUUGGGCUGAUGCUAACUGCAGUAAGACCACACGAGGUGUAUGCAAUGUAUCUCAGGCUGAUAAUACAGUCACAAUGAAUCUAACUUGGGUACAUGAAAAUAAUAUGACCUGCAUGGCUAGCAGUACAGUACUGGAUGAAGUAGACCUGCCAAGCAAGCAGUACUGGGAGAAAGUAACACUGCGUCGCUCUAACACCAUGGAUGAGACUGGUGAUGUGGUCUGGUACCUAGCUCUUUGCCUACUCUUAGCUUGGAUAAUCGUUGGAGCAUCCCUUUUUAAAGGAAUAAAAUCAUCAGGGAAGGUGGUGUACUUCACUGCGAUAUUCCCAUAUGUAGUCCUUCUCAUACUUCUGGUUCGAGGUGCCACUUUAGAAGGAGCAUAUGAAGGGAUUGACUUUUAUAUUGGGAAACAAUCAAACAUUACAAAACUAAUGGAAGCAGAGGCUUGGAAAGAUGCCGCCACUCAGAUACUAUUUUCCCUUUCCACGGCAUGGGGAGGACUUAUUGCUCUCUCCUCCUACAACAAAUUCCACAAUAACUGCUACUCAGACGCUAUAGUGAUUUGUAUAACAAACUGCGCAACCAGUGUGUUUGCCGGAUUUGCCAUAUUUUCCAUACUUGGACAUAUGGCUCAUGUGUCUAAGAAAUCGGUUUCAGACGUAGUAGAUUCAGGCUUUGGUUUGGCAUUUAUCGUGUAUCCAGAAGCUUUAACACAGUUACCAAUUUCUCCUCUUUGGUCAUUCCUGUUUUUCUUCAUGCUCCUCACCCUGGGUUUAGACUCUCAGUUUGCAAUGAUAGAAACGAUCACAACAUCUAUACAAGACGCCUUUCCUGAUCUCAUGAAGAAAAGACGGAUCCUUGUCACUAUUUGCUGUUGUGCUGUUCUGUUUCUGCUUGGUCUGGUCUGUGUUACCCAGUCAGGAAUUUUCUGGGUAAACCUGAUUGAUUACUUCUGUGGCGGAUGGGCCAUCCUCUUUGCGGCCGUGCUUGAGCUGGCAGGAAUAUGCUGGAUAUAUGGUGCUAAUAAGUUCAUUAAGGACAUUGAAAUGAUGAUUGGGAAAAAGCACUGGAUCUUCUGGUUGUGGUGGAGAGUGUGUUGGUUAUUUGUGUCACCAGCCCUGUUAACGGCAAUCCUCUUGUGGUCUCUGAUUACUUUUGAAUCCCCAUCAUAUGGCACCAUAAAGUAUCCUUCCUGGGCAACAUCUAUCGGCUGGUGUAUAAUCUCUUUUUGCGUUAUGUGGAUUCCAAUUCUAGCUGUAGUAAACCUUUUCCGUGCACGAGGAAACUUCCUGCAGAUCUGUAGACCAGCUGACAACUGGGGACCUGCUCUAAUCCAGCACCGGGGAGAACGUUACAAACACAUUCCGGAUAGUAGUAAAGUAAAGGAUGUUGUAGAGAUCCCGACAGUGAGCGACAUGAUGGGAUAUGAUAACGAUGCCUACUUUUGAUGGGAACCCUUAACAGAUGGCUGGCCUACUGGGAUCUAAAUCAAGAGUCAAUUUAAUUUUUUUAUGCAAAAGACUGUACUGUCAGAAUAGUGUACAUAAAUGUAUUUAAUUUUGUGUGCAAUAAACUAUUGAAUCAAA
Pseudophryne corroboree (corroboree frog) is the source of this 2102-nucleotide messenger RNA. Its product is annotated as sodium- and chloride-dependent neutral and basic amino acid transporter B(0+)-like. Gene Ontology annotation, biological process: synaptic transmission, glycinergic; sodium ion transmembrane transport; glycine import across plasma membrane. The record is from RefSeq and is a predicted model, not a curated record. Gene Ontology annotation, molecular function: glycine:sodium symporter activity. The transcript has 14 exons. Bases 57 to 1964 code for a protein of 635 amino acids. NCBI's taxonomy places the organism in Eukaryota, Metazoa, Chordata, Amphibia, Anura, Myobatrachidae. Gene Ontology annotation, cellular component: plasma membrane.